This is a messenger RNA of Aspergillus mulundensis, 1119 nucleotides long. RefSeq lists its product as uncharacterized. Bases 1 to 1119 code for a protein of 372 amino acids. The record is from RefSeq and is a predicted model, not a curated record. Lineage: Eukaryota; Fungi; Ascomycota; Eurotiomycetes; Eurotiales; Aspergillaceae. The transcript is spliced from 4 exons. Gene Ontology annotation, molecular function: RNA binding.
AUGGACGCCCCCGAGCAAUCGCAACAACAACAAACCCCCCAAAAGCCACAAUUCCAAAAUGGCGUCCGAACGAACGGCCGCGCGUUCAACUCGCCCAACUGGCGCAUGAAGCGUGAAGAGAGCCCCUCCGGUGCUGGCUCCCGAACUCCCAGCCAGGACCAGACCGAAUCACCCAGGCGAACCCCCGGAUUCGGACGCCAGAGAGAAGUGCCCGCUGCUAUCUCCGAGGGACGCAGACUAUAUGUUGGAAACAUGCCCUACACGGCAAAGAUGGAGGAUGUUUCGGCAUUGUUCACGAAGGGUGGGUUUGAAGUCUCCCGCAUCGACAUCUCCGUCGACCCCUUCUCCGGCCGCAACCCCUCCUACUGCUUCGUGGACCUGAACACAAAGGAGCUCGCCGAGCGCGCGAUGGCCGAACUCGACGGAAGCGAUUUGCUCGGACGGCCCGUGAAGAUCAAGCCUGGUGUCGUGAAGAGCGCAAGUGAGCGCCAGCAGCAGCAGCAACAACGGACUGGACUGGGUAUGGGAAUGGGCGGCCUCGGUGCAAGCGACGGAUCAAGCUCCGGGUCACCGCGCGCAAACAGAACGGGCUCAUCGCCAUUCAACGCGGACCGAUGGAGGAGGGACGAGAACUCCAGCUCGACCACCACGACGCCCACGAAACCAAGCGCGUUGAACUUUGGCACGAACUCCAACAGCACCAACAGCAACUCAGACCCCAGCAAACGUCUCUAUGUCGGCAAUCUGCCCCGACUCACAGACCAGGACGCCCUCGCUAUCAACAUCAAGGGAUUCUUCAAGGACUUCACUGUCACAAACGUCUCCAAGCUCUUCACCCCACACCCAGCCAAGCGCUUCGAGCCCGGCGACCACUACUACCUCUUCGUGGACUUCGAGACGGUCGAGGAGACGCAGAACGCCAUGGCUGCGCUAAACGGCGCCGAGGGCCCCUGGGGCAACCCUAUCCGCGUGCAGCGGGCUCGCGGCGAGACAUGGAAGAGCGGCGAGAACGGGUCCGAGGAGAGGAGACCCGGGGCUCGGUGGGGACCUUCCACCCGGAGGCAGGAUGCUCCUGCCCCUGCCCCUGCUGCGGCGGGCGAGACGGCUGUUGAGGCAUAA